Molecule: messenger RNA, 2234 nt
Organism: Eremomyces bilateralis CBS 781.70
Lineage: Eukaryota; Fungi; Ascomycota; Dothideomycetes; Eremomycetales; Eremomycetaceae
Exons: 4
Coding region: 170-2017 (615 amino acids)
Biological process (GO): termination of RNA polymerase II transcription
Cellular component (GO): cytoplasm; mRNA cleavage factor complex
Molecular function (GO): RNA polymerase II complex binding; mRNA binding
Source: RefSeq, a predicted model, not a curated record
GGCAUUUGGGGGAUUGUCUGGUGGUCUCAGCAUUCUCAUUUCCUUCGCAAUACGCAGCUGCAGUUGCACAAUCACUUGCCACAUCUCAACGAGAAGAACCUCUUCCGCUGGCCGUGACUCCUUAGAUACAACUUGAAUCCUGAGCAAACCAAAUAAAUCCUGAUUCCUCAUGGCAUCACAUUCAGCGGAGGUCGCUGCUGACUUUAGAGAUGCCUUGCAAGAUCUGAAGAUCAACAGCAGACCAGAAAUCAGCAACUUGACCGUAAUCGCCAAGGAGAACACCGAACAUGCGCAAGCUAUCUCAAGAGAACUGGAAAACCAUAUCCGAUUGACUCGACCCGAAUGGAAAUUACCAGCUUUGUAUGUCCUCGACUCGAUCGUGAAGAAUGUCGGAACCCCAUACACCGUAUACUUGGGCCGGAACCUCUUCAGGACAUUUAUGGAAGCCUAUACCCUCGUUGAUCCUGGAACCAGAAAAGCCAUGGAAGGAUUACUCAAGACGUGGAAGCUGCCGGUUCCUGAGUCCUUGGAUACCAGACCGGUCUUUUCCGCCGAGGUCACUCGCGAAAUUGAGAACGCGUUGAUCAAGUUCCGUACCGUCACCAUCCAACAUCAGCAGCAGCAAGCCCGUAAUCAGAGGCAGCCGUACGGUCAGCUUCCUGCCAGACCACCCCAACAGCCGCAAUACAGAGAGUCUCCGACUCCGAACCCUCAAGGACCUUAUGGCUAUCCCAUACCUCCACAAAAAACCACCGAGCCGCCUAGAUCGCCCGUCCCACGUUACCUCUCUCCUGCGCAUCAGGGCAUCCCAUCAGCGUCUCGGCAGCCGUAUCUGCCUCCGUCGACUGCGCCGCCGCCUGAUAUCGGCCGCAUCAAAGAUACACUGAAGCAGAUCAUUCUAUCCGCCACCAUGGAAGUGUCCCAAAGACCAGCCGAUGAACGCGCAAGAUCACUUCUCACCACUCUCCUGAGCCUCCAGAAAGUCCUCGAGUCGGGGAGUCUCGCCCCUGAUCAAAUCCGGCAGGUUGAAGGCGAGAUUCAACGGAUAUCGGGCGCCCUUCUCCCACGGACAUCGACACCAUCUGUCCCAACACAUUUUGCCCCUGCCCCUGCUCCAACGCAGUCUGCGCCGCCGGUUGCUCUACCUUUUCCCUUUCCACCUCCGGCAGCAGCCAGUUCCCAGCGAGCAACACCACAGCCCUCACAGCCUCCGACCAUGGAUCUUUCUCAACUAUUGCGACAAUUCAAUCCCACUCCUGCCUCCGCCCCUUCCCAGGCGCGCCCUCCACCACAACCAGCCAAUGACCUGCUCGCUUCACUCCGAGCUGCUGGUCUUCUUGGGGGCGGCCGCGCAACUCCGGAGCCCAGCGCCCAACCGCAGCUCCAAACUGCACCCCUUAAUGAUGUCAAAUUGGACCCGGUGUCAUUGAAGAUAUCACGCCCGAAUCUCAUCCGGUUGCUCUACUCUGCCAGGCCGGAUCAAUGCCGCGAAUGCGCACGUCGGUUUCCCGCCACCGAAGAAGGCAAGAAGCGGAAGACCAGGCAUCUCGACUGGCACUUCAAGACGAAUAUGCGCAUCGCCGACACCUCUAAGAGCGUCAUUAGCCGAAGCUGGUAUAUUGACGAGAGGGAAUGGAUCGACUAUCGAGAAUCUGACGAUACAUCAUCCGACAAAGGAAGCGGCUCCUCCAAAGCCAAGAAGCCCGACCCCAAAGACCAAUACGUCCCAGUCCCUACAGAUGCAUCACUGGCCAACGCCCACUGUCCCAUCUGUCAAGAGAAGUUCGAUGCUCAAUGGCACGAAGAGACGCAGCAACCGGUAUGGUUUGACGCGAUGCACAUUGGCGGGCGGAUCUAUCACGCAAGCUGCUACGCGGAGUUGAGCAAAGCGUCGGGAAUGGGCGCUGGCGGUGCCGGGGGGAGGGCCGGGGGAAGUAAUAUAGCUGCCUCGAAUACUGCCAGAAGCACGCCUGAUCCUAUCCUUGGGAAACGAAAGUGGCAUGCUGGUGCUGAAUGAUGUUCGAUGAUGCCUAGCCGCACCGCCCUGUACGCAGACCAGUAGGUUGGCGGUUCAAUUGCCUGCUUCGCGAGCAUCGCGGCUCACCUCAGGCGCGCAUCUCCAUGACCAUUUCGUAGCUUGAUCCCUCAACAGUCUUAGCGACUAGCCCACCUUUCAGAUACCAUUCCAAAAUAAUGCAAUCUGGGGUUCAAUUCGAUACGAGCUAGCAAAUAAU